Messenger RNA from Physella acuta, 853 nucleotides. RefSeq lists its product as uncharacterized. The record is from RefSeq and is a predicted model, not a curated record. NCBI's taxonomy places the organism in Eukaryota, Metazoa, Mollusca, Gastropoda, Physidae.
GCGUCCAGUGUAGCAGACGUCUGCUACAAGCUUGACGGCGCCUGGAUACCGUCCACGACCACAGCCUACCCACGGGGUGGACCCCCAGCCAUUCGGCGCGCGGGCACGCUCCUGAUUCCGUGCCCCACGGGCUGGUACAAUACCCACCCAGGGUAAACCACCCGGCUAAUUCAAUUAUUCGGCUAUCGGGACGGUCGGAACUUAUAACCACAGGAGGAGGGGCGGAGAUCGGAGUCUGUGCUAUAGCAUAGUACGUGUUUGAUUAAAUUUUAAUUGAUUCGUGUUUCAGUCAAGACACGGACGGAUAACUUAUAAAUUGUGUUGUGUUUAAGUUGUGUUUAAGCGCCAGGUUUUAGAUGCGUUUAUCUUUUUCGAAAUCCGUGAAAAAAAAUUCAAGAAAUAUUUCAAGAAAUUUGAUUGUCAAUUGCUGCUAAUUAUCGUGGAUUUUAAUUUAAUGAUCAGAAAAUGCACCCUGUAACUACACUAACUAUUCUCGCCACGGAUAAUUAGAUUACACCGAAGAUGGCGUACCACCCCUACAUGUAUCAGAGGUCUGCCGACUUCCAAGGUCAAUCGACCCACCCCUCGCAGUUCCUGCCCUCGAGGGUGACGCCCUUCUCCUUCCCCAUCGGGGCGCCCUUCUCCAUCAACGCUGGGGCGGCCCACACUGCGGGGGUGGCGGCCUACUGCCAGAAUCCUGGCGCCCUCAACACCCUGCCCAGUUUCCUGUUGGCGGACUAUAUGUCACACCCGGAGUACUAUAGAACACUCAGAGCCGCGGCGGGAUUCGAACCCAAGGACGACGGGCGUGAAGGACAACCCUAAAGCUGAGCUGGGACGGGAUGAACCUCUG